GUUUGAUAUAAGUGCAUUUAUAUAAGUGCGUUUGAUAUAAAAACAUCGGUUCAUUGUGACAUCUUUUUAAUAAUGAAAAUAUUUAUAACAAUAUAAAAUCUCUCAAACAGUUAGAUAUUUAAAUAAUUUUUGGUGAAUUUUUAUUUAUGCACAAGUACAAUUCUUAUUACAAAAACGGAUACAUUAAAUUUAAGUUUGAGGAUUAAAAAAGUGCAGAACGAAACGAAACUUGAUUAAGGUGGCCAAUUAUUUCGUGAACCAACGAUGUUCACUGUUAUAUUGCUAUCACUUAUCCUUAUAUUAUGGAUGUAUAAUUAUUAUGUGCAACAUGGAAAAACUGGGCGAUUAAUCAAUCUUAUACCAGGACCACCAGCUCAUCCGAUUAGUGGGCAUGUAUUGAAAUACAUAUCACAAUUUAGCUCACGUGUGGCGCUGUGGAAGCUUCUACGUUCAGUAUGUAAAGACAACUAUCCUAUUUUUAAAUUAUGGGCAUUCUCUAUACCCCUAGUAUCCAUUAGUCAUCCGGAUGAUCUAGAGGUAAUAAAAUAUAAAGCAUUUCGUUCUGGUUUCUUUUUCUAUUUUUGAUAUAUUAGUGACAAG
Vollenhovia emeryi is the source of this 600-nucleotide messenger RNA. Its product is annotated as cytochrome P450 4C1-like. The record is from RefSeq and is a predicted model, not a curated record. Gene Ontology annotation, molecular function: iron ion binding; monooxygenase activity; oxidoreductase activity, acting on paired donors, with incorporation or reduction of molecular oxygen. NCBI's taxonomy places the organism in Eukaryota, Metazoa, Arthropoda, Insecta, Hymenoptera, Formicidae. Bases 265 to 585 code for a protein of 106 amino acids. The transcript is spliced from 3 exons.